Ustilaginoidea virens is the source of this 4083-nucleotide messenger RNA. RefSeq lists its product as uncharacterized. The record is from RefSeq and is a predicted model, not a curated record. Gene Ontology annotation, biological process: mRNA catabolic process. Lineage: Eukaryota; Fungi; Ascomycota; Sordariomycetes; Hypocreales; Clavicipitaceae. The coding region runs from base 1 to 4083 and encodes 1360 amino acids. Gene Ontology annotation, molecular function: 3'-5'-RNA exonuclease activity; RNA binding. The transcript is spliced from 3 exons. Gene Ontology annotation, cellular component: P-body; exosome (RNase complex).
AUGGAGCAGCAGCCUCAGCAGCAACAGCAACAGCAACAACAAAAGCCGCAGCCCGGUGUCGCUGGACCUGCUGGGAGAAGGCUGCACAUUGCCCAUCGGAGAAGCCCUUCAGAGCUGACUCCGUUAAUGAGCAUGUUUGCCAAUCCUGGAAUGGAACAGUUGGCAAUCCAGCAGCAGAUUGAUCUCUUGCAGCAGCAGCAGCAGCAGAUUCAUGCGACUCAUCAGCAGUAUGUCAACAUGGGCAUGAUACCUCCGGGCCAACCUCUCGGCCCCAACGGCCCCUUUAAUCCUUUGCAGCCCAUGGCCAAUGCUUUCCAGUUUCCGAACCAAAUCGGACAGCAGAAUUUGACUCCACCCAACCAGUCACAUUCACAUCGCCGUAAUCAGUCGGCAAUGCCCAACAUGGGAAUGGGUCCUCCACCGGCACCUUCUUCUGGUGCCUCGGGAUCCAACUUUGGUAAUUUUGAGGCCGCUCCUUCACAGAACCGAGAGAAUACCGGUGGUAGGGGAGGACGUGGUGGCUCUGGCGGCGGACAUCAGCGACGGCACUCUCUGGCCCUAGCUGACGCUAAGAAGGCCGCCGAAAUUGCGCAACAAAAGCGAACCACCAGCGGCUUCCAGUUUCCGGCUCCAGCCGCGUCGGGAUCUGAGAAGCCAGAAGAUGAAAACAAGCCAAUAACGUCAUCGAAUCUGGACGUCCCUGCUGCUCAGGUCUCCAGCAGAGGUCGUGGUGGCCACGGCCGAAGCCAGAGCAUGGCUGUCAAUGGCAGGGGGGGCUCGGGCUUGCGCUCGAGCGCCUUUAACAGUGCUGGAGGCGAUGGUGAGUUCCGUCGAGGCGGCGGACAUGCGCGCACGGGGUCGCGCAACUUUGAGGGUAAUUGGCGCACUCAGGGACAGAAUCAGGAUUCUUCCGCCAACGUUGGCGGACAGAAUUCGUCCUUCCAGCCUGGCCAUAGAUCUCAUGGAUCCAUCAACCAGUCCGUCUCAUCCAUUGGCGCCUUCCAGUACACCCCCAAUCAGCCUCAGCUGCUGCAGCUGCCCGGUCAGAUGAUUAUGCCGCAAAUGUACGGGCAACAGCUCAACCAACUUCAGCUGAGCCAAUUGCAAGCCCUUCAGGCCGCCCAAAUGACUGGUCAGCCGUUUGCAGGCCUCCAGACGUCUCAACACGCUGGGCAGCUUGGUGGGCAGCAGCAGCAACAACAGCAACAGCAGCAGCAGCAGCAGCAGCAGCAACAACGAAAGACGUUGUUCACCCCUUACUUUCCCCAGGCGUCUCUUCCUGCACUUCUUAGCAAUGGUUCACUUGUUUCCGGUAUCCUUCGGGUUAACAAGAAGAACCGCAGCGAUGCCUAUGUGACCACGCCAGAUGGCCUCCUGGACGCUGACAUCUUCAUCUGUGGAAGCAAGGAUCGCAACCGUGCCCUGGAAGGUGACUUGGUGGCUAUUGAGCUCCUGGACGUUGAUGAGGUGUGGUCUCAGAAGCGAGAGAAGGAGGAAAAGAAGAAGCGCAAGGAUAUCAUAGACACUCGUUCCGGUUCCACCAACCAAGGAAGUCAAAACUCUGGCAACAACGAAGACAGCAAGCCUUCCGAAGGCGGUAUCCGACGGCGUGGAAGCUUGCGCCAGCGACCGACCCAAAAGAAGAAUGACGACGUGGAAGUCGAGGGUCAGAGUCUCUUGCUCGUGGAGGAAGAGGAGAUAAGUGAUGAGGCGAAACCACUGUACGCCGGUCACGUCGUGGCUGUGAUUGAGCGCGUCGCAGGACAAAUGUUUUCCGGUACCCUGGGCUUGCUGCGUCCCAGCAGUCAGGCUACCAAGGAGAAGCAGGAGGCAGAGCGCGCUGCCCGUGACGGUGGUAACAACCGUCAUAACGAUUCGCGUCAGCAGGAAAAGCCCAAGAUCGUCUGGUUCAAGCCGACAGACAAGCGCGUGCCGCUUAUCGCCAUCCCUACCGAACAAGCUCCACGAGACUUUGUCGACAAACACCAAGAGUACGCCGACCGCAUUUUUGUGGCCUGCAUCAAGCGGUGGCCUAUUACCUCGCUCCAUCCUUUCGGCACUCUGGUGGAGCAACUCGGCCGCAUGGGAGACCUCAAGGUGGAGACGGAUGCCCUGCUCCGCGACAACAACUUCUCCUCGGACGAGUUUUCCGACGCAGUUUUGCGCAACGUUGGGUUUGAGGACUGGUCGGUUGCCAAGGAGGAGGAGGCCGAGCCGUCGUCCCGUCGCGACUUUCGAGAGGAGACACUCUUUACGAUUGAUUUCAACGGCGGUUCUGAGCUGGGUAACGCCAUCCACGUCAAGACCCGCCCGGACGGCAAGAUUGAAGUAGGUAUCCACGUGCCGGACGUGACUCACUUUGUCAAGCCUAACUCGCUCGUCGACCGUGAAGCCAAGAAGCGUGGCACCUCUGUGCAACUCAUCAACCGCUUCUGCGCCUUGCUUCCACCCAAGCUGUCUGGCGAGUUGUGCUCACUGGGACCGGACCAGGAACGGUUCGCCAUCUCCAUUGUAUUCAGCGUGAACCCAAACAACGGAUCAGUUGCUGAGGGAGACAGCUGGGCUGGCAAGAGCAUCGUGAAGAGCUCUGGCAAGAUCGCAUUGAACGAAAUCGACCAGGCUCUGAAAAACUCGCAAGACUUGAAGAGCGAAAUCGUACCCGUCAAGAGUCUGCAGAUUCUUCAAGCGGUAGCUCAAAAGUUCCGCGAAGCACGCCUCGGUGCUGGAGGCGAACCCAUCGCCCCCCUGCGUUUGUUCCAGCAGCUGGAUGACGAGAACAACCCCGUGCAGCACAACAUUUUUGAUUCCACUGAAGCUCUCGAGCUAGUGGAAGAGCUCAUGCACAAGGCCAAUGCGUACGUCGCCCAGCGUCUAGCCGAAGGCCUACCGGAAAAGGCUUUGCUGCGUCGUCAGGCAUCGCCGAGCCCUCGUCGACUGCAGACGUUUGUUGAGCGCAUGAACGCCCUUGGUUAUGACACGGACGCCUCUGGAAGCGGGGCCCUCCAGAAUAGCUUGUUCAAGGUGGAUGAUGCGGACCUGCGAAAAGGUAUGGAGACGGUGGUGCUCAAGUCGAUGCACCGCGGCAAGUACUUCAUCACGGGCAAGACGCCUAAGCAACUCUGGCCUCACUACUGCCUCAACCUACCUCUGUACACGCACUUUACAAGCCCAACCCGUCGUUACGCGGACAUUAUCGUCCAUCGUCAAUUGACGGCGGUGCUCUCUGAAGGCAAGUGCGAGUUCACAGACGACCUGGAUAGUCUUGUCAAGACGGUGGAGUCUUGCAACACCAAGAAGGAAUCGGCUCAGAACGCACAGGAACAGAGCGUUCAUAUUGAAUCCUGCCGCACCAUGGACAAGAAACGACAGGAGGCCAAUGGAGAUCUCAUCGCCGAGGGCAUCGUCCUCUGUGUGUACGAGUCAGCCUUUGACGUGCUCAUUCCCGAAUGGGGCUUUGAGAAGCGGGUGCAUUGCGACCAGCUGCCGCUGAAGAAGGCGGAAUUCAGAAAAGAGAAGCGAGUUCUCGAACUUUACUGGGAGAAGGGUGUUCCCAGUUCUGCCUAUGUCCCAGAGGACGAGCGCCCCAAGGCCGCCGCUUCUCAGCGAAUGAACAAUGCCAUGGCAGCAGCUCGGCAGGCUGAGGAGGCCGAACGAGCCAAGAAGGAGCGUGAGGAAGCCGCGCGAAAGCAGACGGUCACGGGCACAAUCUCUACGGAUGAUGUCGACGCAUUGUUCGACGACGAUGACGAAGAUAACGCGUCCGACAUGACGGAAGCCAUGGCGGGGGCGUCCCUUGCCGAGCGCCCGACCCAGAGUGUGCCUGGAUCGCCUGCACGCCCUUCGCCCAAUGCCGGCAAGCUUCAUCGGGCACGGUCCGACUCGAAGGUGCCGGUGGCCGAGUCGGUGGAGGCUCGCUUGACCAACAAGGAGAAGUACUUGAAACUAUUCAAGCUGAGGGAAGAAGGUGGAGACUACAUUCAGGACGUGACGGAAAUGACUCGGGUACCCAUAAUCUUGAAGACGGACCUGAGCAAGAGCCCACCGUGUCUUACUAUCCGGUCCCUGAACCCAUAUGCCCUUUAA